Molecule: messenger RNA, 1671 nt
Organism: Penicillium oxalicum
Lineage: Eukaryota; Fungi; Ascomycota; Eurotiomycetes; Eurotiales; Aspergillaceae
Product: putative GTPase NOG2
Exons: 3
Coding region: 1-1671 (556 amino acids)
Cellular component (GO): nucleolus
Molecular function (GO): GTP binding
Source: RefSeq, a predicted model, not a curated record
AUGGGUACCGGCAAGAAGGAGGCCUCCCGUAAGGUGAGGCAGGGGAAGGUGAACGAUGGCAUGGGGAACGUGAAGAUGAAGGGUGAAAACUUCUAUCGUGAUGCAAAGAAGAUCAAAACCCUGAACAUGUUCAAGGAUGGCAAGGCCCGACGUAACGCGGCGGGAGACAUUACUGUCGCUGCCUCCUACCAGUCUCGGGAUGCCCCAGUUGCUCGCAUUGAGCCCAACAGGAAAUGGUUCGGGAAUACUCGAGUCAUCUCACAGGAAGCUUUGACUUCAUUCCGCGAAGCUGUCGCUGAGCGUGCUUCCGACCCCUACCAGGUGCUCUUGAAGACCAACAAACUCCCGAUGAGUCUAAUCCGGGACAACACCAAUGGUGUAAAUGGCCUCAAGCAGCACCAGGCGAAGAUGGAAAUUGAGAACAACCCGUUCAAUGAUACCUUCGGUCCAAAGGCCCAACGAAAGCGUGUCAAGCUGGGGGUUACUUCCUUGGAAGACCUUGCUGAUGAGACUGCCAAGACACACGAUUCGUAUCUUGAGAAAAACGAUCAAGGGACACAUGAGGAUGGAACUCCCAUUGUCGCCAGUGAUGUCGGUGCUGUUGAAGAUACAGUCUUCACCACUGCACGCGAGGCCGUUUUCUCCAAAGGACAAAGCAAACGUAUCUGGAACGAGCUGUACAAGGUCAUCGACUCUUCCGACGUCGUCAUUCAUGUCCUCGAUGCUCGUGAUCCGAUCGGUACCCGCUGUCGAAGUGUUGAAAAAUACAUCCGCGAGGAAGCACCUCACAAGCAUCUUAUCUUCGUGCUGAACAAGACCGACUUGGUCCCCACAGGUGUCGCUGCUGCUUGGGUUCGUCAUCUUUCAAAAGAUUAUCCGACCCUCGCUUUCCACGCAUCGAUCAACAACUCCUUUGGCAAGGGUUCAUUGAUCCAGCUUCUCCGUCAGUUCUCUUCGCUUCAUUCAGACCGCAAGCAAAUCUCUGUUGGCUUGAUCGGAUACCCCAAUACGGGCAAAUCCUCCAUCAUCAACACGCUCCGCAAGAAGAAGGUGUGCACGGUCGCUCCCAUUCCUGGUGAAACCAAGGUGUGGCAGUACGUGACACUCAUGAAGCGCAUCUACCUCAUUGAUUGCCCUGGAGUUGUCCCGCCCAACCAGAACGACACCGAGGAAGAUAUUCUGUUGCGUGGUGUUUGCCGUGUGGAGAAUGUGGAAAAUCCUGAGCAGUACAUUCCUGCCAUUCUGCGCCGUGUGCAACCCCGCCAUCUUGAGCGUACGUAUGGAAUCAAGGACUCUCAGGACGCUAUCGACUUCCUGAGUCGUCUUGCCCGCAAGGGUGGCCGUCUUCUGAGAGGAGGUGAGCCAGACCUAGAUGGUGUUGCCAAGAUGGUGAUCAACGACUUUUUGCGGGGCAAGAUUCCCUGGUACACUCCCCCUCCCAAGGCACCCAACGACGACAGCGAGAAGAUUGAGGGUCGUGAGGGUCGUUUGGGCGAAAUGGGUCGUAAGCGCAAGCUCGAUGAGGCAGUCGCAGAACCUACCGAGGAGAAGGUCGAGUCCUCUGAGUCGCAGCCUGAAGGAGAGUUCGGAGGCUUCGAAGAUGACGAAGACGAUGAUGAUUCCAUUGCGAAUCUCGAAGUCAGUGAUGUCGAGAGUGGCGAGGAGGACUGA